This is a messenger RNA of Serpula lacrymans var. lacrymans S7.9, 629 nucleotides long. RefSeq lists its product as uncharacterized. The record is from RefSeq and is a predicted model, not a curated record. The coding region runs from base 55 to 288 and encodes 77 amino acids. NCBI's taxonomy places the organism in Eukaryota, Fungi, Basidiomycota, Agaricomycetes, Boletales, Serpulaceae. Gene Ontology annotation, biological process: mRNA splicing, via spliceosome; spliceosomal snRNP assembly. Gene Ontology annotation, cellular component: U4 snRNP; catalytic step 2 spliceosome; precatalytic spliceosome. Gene Ontology annotation, molecular function: RNA binding. The transcript has 4 exons.
GCGCCCGCUGCUCUCCUUCUUCUCAACGCCGGUCUCGCAAACACAAUAGCAAAGAUGUCAAAGGCUUCGCAACCAGAACUUAAAAAAUUUAUGGACAAGAAAUUGUUCGUCCACCUGCAGGGAGGCCGUAGAGUUAGCGGUACACUGCGUGGCUAUGAUCUUUUUUUGAAUCUCGUCAUUGACGAUGCUCUGGAGGAAACCACACCCGCUCAAAAGCACCCAAUUGGAACUGUGGUGAUUCGUGGUAACAGUGUAACAUCAAUGGAGAUUCUUGAAGCUGUACGAUAGGAUUCAAGUUGACGAACGAAUAUUGGUGGAUGUCUUUUUUAGAUCGAGAAACGAUAUUGUAUGAAUGGAGCUAAAAGAUGCUAUCGUUAUGAAUCAGUCUAUCUUCAAAAUCACGAUCUGCAGCAAAGUCCAGUCAGCCACGUUCAUGCACAGUCUUAGUAGAGAUGAUGUGUUCUUACCUUUGCUGUCCCACUACUGUCGCCUUGCGUAGAUCUGAGGCAUAUAGAUGACAUUACAACUACAUGUCUUGCACAUUUUACAGCACUAGUUUUUUUUGUCAAAAGUUUAAAAGGAUCACUCGCAACAUUACCAGAUAGUAAUGAGGAUAGAUUAUCAGAUUC